Molecule: messenger RNA, 1510 nt
Organism: Oreochromis aureus
Lineage: Eukaryota; Metazoa; Chordata; Actinopteri; Cichliformes; Cichlidae
Gene: trdmt1
Product: tRNA aspartic acid methyltransferase 1
Exons: 11
Coding region: 73-1221 (382 amino acids)
Molecular function (GO): methyltransferase activity
Source: RefSeq, a predicted model, not a curated record
GCCAGAUAACCUUUAUUGAAUAGGAAGAAGAAAUAUGCUCCGCAUCAGCAUGCCGAGGUAGUUUAUUUUGCCAUGGACAAUUUACGAGUACUCGAGCUGUAUAGUGGCAUUGGAGGAAUGCAUUAUGCGUUAAAGGAGAGUGGCAUACCUGCCCAAGUUGUAACUGCCAUUGACAUAAACACCACAGCAAAUCAAGUCUACAAGCACAACUUCCCCGACACUGCCCUCUGGAACAAGACUAUUGAGGGCAUAACGUUAGAUGAAUUCAACAAGUUGUCUUUUGAUAUGAUAUUGAUGAGUCCUCCUUGCCAGCCCUUUACCAGGAUUGGCCUUCAAGGUGAUGUUACUGACCCUAGAACCAAGAGCUUCCUUUACAUCCUUGAUCUUCUGCCAAGGCUGCAGAGGCUACCACGUUUCAUCCUGCUGGAGAAUGUGAAAGGCUUUGAGACCUCCUCUGCCAGAGCACGUUUGGUGAAAACGCUGACGGAAUGUGGAUAUACUUUCCAGGAAAUCAUGAUCUCACCCAUAAGUGUUGGGAUCCCAAAUUCAAGACUCCGUUAUUUUCUGAUUGCAAAGAUUUCCACAGAAGAUUUAAACACCCAGGCACCUUCAAAGAUUUUAGACUUCUUCCCACAUCUUGCUGAGAGCGAUUCUUCUGAGCAUCCUACAUUUUUGAGUCCUGCCUGUCAAGGUGCCAGCCAGCCAGAGGAAGGAACUGAUGUCCUGUUUAAGCUAGAGACAACAGCAGAAGCCCAGAGGAAGAUUCGUCAGAACAGCAAUUUGUCUGUUAAGCAGAUCAAAGAAUUCUUGGAACCACAAAUGGAAGUAAACAUGGAGCCUUAUCUCCUUCCUCCUAAAACACUGUUGCGAUAUGGUCUAGUUUUGGACAUUGUUCAGCCCACAUGCAGGAGGUCUGUCUGCUUCACUAAAGGCUAUGGCCGGUAUGUGCAGGGAACAGGUUCAGUAUUGCAGUGUUGCAUGGAAACCAAGAUUGAAAGUGUCUUUAUGGGUCUGGACCAGUGUUCUGAGGAGGAGAAACUUCAGCGGCUGUUAAAACUGAAGCUUCGUUAUUUUAGUCCCAGAGAAGUAGCCAACCUCAUGGGAUUCCCUCAAAAUUUAAUCUUUCCAGAAAAGAUCCCUACCAUUCAGCAAUAUAGACUGCUGGGAAACAGCCUCAAUGUUGUUGUGGUGGCAAAACUUCUGCAGCUGUUGGUCUCCUAACACUUCCGGGGAAGACACCAUUUUUGUACAUGAUUGGAUUAUAUUACAAUGCCCCUGUAUAGCUGAAUGUAUAUUUGAGAUUUUGUAUGAAUGGUCAUUCUUUCAAUAUUCAUAAAACACAAAAAUAGGUUUUGUGAUCACCAUUACCCAAUUUAAAAUCAGUGCCUCUCACAUGUGUUUUAAGUAAUGUGUAUAUCUUCUGUUUCAGUGUGAUUUUAUUUUUCUCUCAUCACAAUAUAUUUUCUAAUAAAAAUAAGUCUAAAAACUGUAGAGCACAUUUUGUACAGUA